GAUCUAGUUUACCAACAGAAUUCCUCCGAGCACUCGCUCCAAUAAUAAUCGUCUAAAGUUUUUAGCUCGGACUGUCCAUUGUCCAAUCGUCACCUGAAGCUAAACGUUUGUAAGCACAAAAAAUAGCAAUUGUCAAUAUCGCAAUGAGUUUCAACAAUGGAUUGUUAAUAACCAGACUCGGUAUUAAUAUAACAAUAAUAAUGAAUUUACUCCACUAAAGUAUUUUAAAAAGUGCUUUGAGUUUAGUUGCUUGAAAGCACUAAUUAUGUUCUGGCUGUUGUUGUUGGAAAAAAAAUGUAUUAUGAAAAGGAAACUCUUCAUGAUCAUCCAAUUUCAAAUAUGAAUAAAUCUGUGGAAAAUUUGUUGUUGUCAAGUCACGACGUGAUAAGUUCAAUAAAUUCAUCAUCGCUGGGCGCACUGAACCCCAGCAAAUCGGGUAAUGAAUUUUCGGCAGAUGAUCUUAAUGAUUCGACCUCAAGCAAAAAUGAUAAUGAACGCAGUAAUCGUCCACCUAGUCCAAAUUCAUCACCUCAAUCAAGUCCAAAAAUUUGUAAUAGAAAAGAUUACUGGAAAACAACCGGGUCAUCGGCAUCUAAUUUGUCGCUUAGGGAACAUGACAACUGGGCUAAAACUGAUGAUCAAUUAUUGGAACCAGCUAAUAGAUCAUCAGAUUCAACAGAACCUGGCCGUAGUACAACAGAAAUUCGUAAGGAAGCACGAACUGACCGCAGUAAAAAAAAGUCAUCUUGGUACAACGUUCUCUACCCAACGUACAAAUCGCGUUCUGAAGAUUUCAAAAGAAUUUUCAAAGAUGUUCCUGAUGACGAAAGAUUGGUCGUAGAUUAUUCGUGUGCCUUACAGCGGGAAAUUUUGGUCCAUGGACGGUUGUACGUGUCGCAAAAUUAUGUUUGUUUUUAUGCAAAUAUAUUUAUGUGGGAAACCCUGGUCUCACUUCGUUGGAAGGACGUCGAGUCAAUAACCAAAGAAAAAACAGCUCUCGUAAUACCAAAUGCUAUCUCAAUAUGCACUAGCAAGGAUAAAUUUUUUUUAACAACUUUUGGUGCUAGGGAUAAAACUUACCUCAUGUUAUUUCGCGUAUGGCAAAACGCACUCAUUGGCCAGCCAAUGAGUACCGCGGAAAUGUGGUCACUUGUCCACGCGUGCUAUGGUGAAGAAUUAGGAUUGACUUCGGAUGACGAAGAUUAUAUUCCACCUAUAGCUGCGCCAGAAGAGGAAAAAUUGCCGUCGCGUUUAUCAACAGAAUCUUUUUCAGAGGCUGAAGCAACACCUGCAGACAAUGGGCAUCCAACAGUUGAUCCCAUUCCUGAGGCUAUCGAUAAAAUUGACUCUAAGCCAGAUGUUAAUUUAGACCCGACCGAUAUGAGCGAUACGACUGAAAGUGAGGCUGAAAAACAUGCACUGAGACUAGGAAUAAGAGGCGGUACCGUCUGCACGUCACCACACGACGGGCGUCAAAUAACAAAUAUAGUUUUACCGAUUCAUAUUGAUCAAUUAUUUACGCUACUGUUUACAAGUUCAAAAUUUUUCCUGGAUUUUCACACCGCGCGUAAGACUACUGACUUGAUCCAGUCAGCUUGGACCCAGGAUCCAGAGACUGGACAGAAAAUGAGAACGGUCUCAUUGACAGUAUCACUGACUCAGCCAGUUGGUCCACGAACCUCUCAGGUAACAGAGACCCAGAUAAUGCUUCCGUGCAGUCGUCCAGGUCACCGGUACUCCAUCGACAUCGAGAGUUCCAAUGCAGGAAUCCCUUACGCAGACUCAUUUAGCGUGUUGAGUCACUUUUGCAUGACCGCGGUCUCGGAAAAUGAAACAAAUCUGUCAAUAUAUUCGCAAAUAAAAUUUAAAAAACACGUGUGGUCUGUAAUGAAGAGUCUCAUUGAGAAAAACGGUUGGGCGGGAAUGGAAGAGUACUUUGGAAGUCUCGCCAAGGCGCUGAGUGUUGAAUGCGAGGACACUUCUGGUGGAAAUGGGAUCAAGAGGAAAACCAGGAGACGAAGACGCGCAGUUGGUGCUAGUCCUUCAUUGCCAGUUCACGCUCCCGAUUUACCAGCAACUCUAUCAGCUUCUGUUGUGGAACCACCGCAUGUUAUCAGCGGCACCUCUAAAAUCCGUGACGAGCCGACGAAUUUGAUGAACUGGAUCCUGCUGAUCGCGGUCCUCUGUCUAAUGGUCAUCAACGGGCUGCUUUAUUACAAACUAUGGGGACUUGAAGACGCUGCUGCUUAUACUGUGAUGGAUCUACACGUUCUCAGGAGUACUCCCAAGUCUGAGGAGGACUGGAUCAAUUUGCUGCAGCAGCAAGAGAGCCUUCAUAAUGUUGAAAUGCGCAAGUGGCAACGAGUUUUGCAUACGGCUGCACAAUUACUUAGACAGACAGAGGAUUCGUUGAUCGAAUUACAAAAGAGCAUGCAUCCAACGUCAACAGAAAAAGUAUUUUCAGUACUAAAACCAAAUUUAAAGGGGUUUUACAAUGACCGAGAUGAUCAACGCCACCAUGAAGAUAUGUAA
Molecule: messenger RNA, 2532 nt
Organism: Microplitis demolitor
Lineage: Eukaryota; Metazoa; Arthropoda; Insecta; Hymenoptera; Braconidae
Product: protein Aster-B
Exons: 9
Coding region: 295-2532 (745 amino acids)
Biological process (GO): intracellular sterol transport
Cellular component (GO): endoplasmic reticulum-plasma membrane contact site; plasma membrane; endoplasmic reticulum membrane
Molecular function (GO): sterol binding; sterol transfer activity
Source: RefSeq, a predicted model, not a curated record